Molecule: messenger RNA, 393 nt
Organism: Uloborus diversus
Lineage: Eukaryota; Metazoa; Arthropoda; Arachnida; Araneae; Uloboridae
Product: trypsin-1-like
Exons: 3
Coding region: 1-393 (130 amino acids)
Biological process (GO): proteolysis
Molecular function (GO): serine-type endopeptidase activity
Source: RefSeq, a predicted model, not a curated record
AUGGCUGAUAAUGUGACUGGUAUGGCAACUGUCACUGGUUGGGGAACGACGAGUCAAGGUGGAUCUUUAUCAGAAACUUUAAGAGCAGUUGAUGUGCCGAUUAUGACGGAUGAUGAAUGCAGGAAAGCUUAUGAAGAUAUGAUUGAGGAUUCGAUGAUUUGCGCUGGGUAUGAAGAAGGAGGAAAAGAUUCUUGCCAGGGUGAUUCCGGCGGACCAUUUGUGCAAAGAUCAGAAAGCGGAGUGUCCACUUUAAUAGGAAUAGUUUCAUGGGGGAAAGGUUGUGCUCAGCCAAACAAUCCUGGAGUUUACACAGAAACUGCCCAUUUUAUGGAUUGGAUUGUGCGUACUAUGAAUAUGAUAGAAGGCAUUACUGUUCCUAGUAAUUCUUUAUAA